Odobenus rosmarus divergens (Pacific walrus) is the source of this 1149-nucleotide messenger RNA. RefSeq names its product cyclin-related protein FAM58B-like (gene CCNQ). The transcript has 5 exons. Gene Ontology annotation, cellular component: nucleus. Gene Ontology annotation, molecular function: cyclin-dependent protein serine/threonine kinase regulator activity. Lineage: Eukaryota; Metazoa; Chordata; Mammalia; Carnivora; Odobenidae. The record is from RefSeq and is a predicted model, not a curated record. Gene Ontology annotation, biological process: regulation of transcription by RNA polymerase II. Bases 1 to 693 code for a protein of 230 amino acids.
AUGGAGGCCGUUGGCCCGGACACUUGUGGAGGAGGGGACGCGGCGCGGGGUGCAGAGGGGUGGCCGGCACCCGAGGCGAGGGUGCACUUCCGAGUGACGAGGUUCAUCAUGGAGGCAGGUGUCAAGCUAGGCAUGCAGUCCAUUCCCAUUGCCACAGCUUGUACCAUUUACCAUAAGUUCUUCUAUGAGAUCAACCUGGACGCCUAUGACCCCUACCUGGUCGCCAUGUCUUCCCUUUAUUUGGCCGGCAAAGUGGAGGAACAGCACCUGCGCACUCGUGACAUCAUCAACGUGUCCAACAGGUACUUUCACCCGGGCAGCGAACCACUGGAGCUGGACUCCCGCUUCUGGGCGCUCCGGGACAGUAUAGUGCAGUGUGAGCUCCUCAUGCUGAGAGUCCUGCGUUUCCAAGUCUCCUUCCAGCACCCACACAAGUACCUGCUCCACUACCUGAUUUCCCUCAAGAACUGGCUGAACCGUUACUGCUGGCAGCGGACCCCCAUUUCCGUCACUGCCUGGGCCCUGCUGCGGGACAGCUACCAUGGGGGGCUAUGCCUCCGGUUCCGGGCUCAGCACAUAGCCGUGGCAGUGCUCCACCUGGCCCUGCAGGCCUAUGGGGUUGAGGUGCCCGCCGAGGCCGAGGCCGAGAAGCCAUGGUGGCAGAUUUAUACCAUGGACACAGAGAUCCCCUAAGGCCCUGGUCCAGGCCUGCCCAAAGAGAAGCCCGGGAUGCUCGGCUGCCUGGGGACGGCAUCACCACAUCGCUGUGACGGCUGGUCCCCAGAAGACCAGCUGGGAGGACUGGUUUUGUGCUGCUGGAGACGGGCUGGUGAAGGCGAUGACCUGCUGCCACUUUGAUUCUCAUGCUUUGACUGUCCCUGGCAGCUGUGGUCCAGACGGUGAUGGGAGCUGUGCCUCCUGCGGGCAGGCCGGGGUGCACCAGGGGAAGGGCCCCCAAGGCAUCCGUGUCUGCUUUUGUCCUUUGAGAGGGCACCGACUGCAGUUGAGGUGUGACAUCAGUGGAAGCAAAAUCAAAGAACAGAUGAGACUGCACCCUUGGGGAUGUUUUUAAAGCCAGAUUUAUAGAAAGUAUGAAUGUGUAACAUAGAUGGAAUUUUAUUUUGUAUAAUAAAAGAUGAUACAAAUCAA